GGAAGUCUAAAGUCAGCUGAUAUUCGUGUGGUCCAGCUGGAACUUGUUUGCCGAAAGCUCGCUUAAAUUUGAAACGUUUAUUAUUACUUUAUCGUACUUUUCCUUUAAAUUAUGUUGCGUCCUAAAGCACUAACACAAGUACUCAGUCAAGCAAACACAAGUGGCGUACAAAGCACAUUAUUAUUGAAUAAUGAAGGCUCCCUGCUGGCCUACUCUGGAUAUGGAGACACUGAUGCGAGAGUCACUGCAGCUAUUGCCAGCAACAUCUGGGCGGCCUAUGACAAAAACGGACAUCAGGCCUUUAAUGAGGACAAACUGAAAUUAAUUCUGAUGGAUUGUAUGGAGGGCAGGGUGGCCAUUACCCGUGUUGCGAACUUGUUGCUUUGUAUGUAUGCCAAAGAGACUGUAGGAUUUGGAAUGCUUAAAGCCAAGGCUGAAGCCCUAGUGCAGUACCUUGAAGAACCACUAACACAAGUGGCAGCAUCAUAGGGUUGUGUUGUUGUGGUUUUGUUUUUUUAUGCUUAUGGCAGUAUUUGUGUAUAUUAAAUCCCAGUUGCACAUAUUGAGCAAGAACUUGCCUUUUAUUAUGUGGAAAAAUAUAAUCUAUGCCUUUUAUUUAUUUUCACACU
Messenger RNA from Xyrauchen texanus (razorback sucker), 629 nucleotides. Its product is annotated as ragulator complex protein LAMTOR2-like. Gene Ontology annotation, biological process: positive regulation of TOR signaling; cellular response to amino acid stimulus. Gene Ontology annotation, molecular function: guanyl-nucleotide exchange factor activity; molecular adaptor activity. Gene Ontology annotation, cellular component: Ragulator complex. The record is from RefSeq and is a predicted model, not a curated record. The transcript is spliced from 4 exons. The coding region runs from base 112 to 489 and encodes 125 amino acids. NCBI's taxonomy places the organism in Eukaryota, Metazoa, Chordata, Actinopteri, Cypriniformes, Catostomidae.